Molecule: messenger RNA, 1377 nt
Organism: Ogataea haglerorum
Lineage: Eukaryota; Fungi; Ascomycota; Pichiomycetes; Pichiales; Pichiaceae
Exons: 1
Coding region: 1-1377 (458 amino acids)
Biological process (GO): replication fork processing; double-strand break repair; mitotic intra-S DNA damage checkpoint signaling
Cellular component (GO): Holliday junction resolvase complex; nucleus
Molecular function (GO): DNA binding; nuclease activity
Source: RefSeq, a predicted model, not a curated record
AUGGAGAUCAUCGACCUCGAGUCGUCGGAGCCCCCCGGGUCCCGCUCGUCGCACCUCUUUGUCUCCUCGUCACCAACCCCUGCCAGGCGGCGACUUUUGCCCGUGAAAACGCCCGCCCCCAAACUCAGCAGACCAGCGGCCGGGGCGUCUCCCUCGUCUCUCCCGAGCAUCAUCGAAAUCAGCUCCAGCCCGCUCCCUGCGAAACGAAAGCGCGAACCAGACGAGCCGUGCGAACGCAGAAAAAUAGCCCUUCCCAGCUCCCCGGCCGCCGCCGGCGACGAGUCGCUCCUGGAGAUAGACCCCGUGGGUCCGUCAGACGAUAUUCAGUUGGGCAGCAUCUUUGAUAUCAGCACAAAAACGGCCAUCACUCCCUCAGGAGCCAAACAACCUGCCAGUGCUGCCCCUGCUCCCGCACCGGAUGAGUCCGGUGGGGAUCUUGACGCGCUGCUGGAGCACGCGAAAAAGUUCAAGAGCAAGGAGCUGAAACAGGUAAACAAGAUGCAGCGAACAAAGGACGAGCUGCUGGCCGAAAUGAGCGUUGAGGUCGAGACGCGGCUGCACGCGAAAUUGGCCGAGAUCAACGCCGAUUUUGACAGCCUGCUCGCGCCAAUCAAAGUGGACACAGCGCCCCUGUAUCUCCCGCUUAUCCAGUUCAAAAGACAGGUCAAGGCCGUGUACCACGAGCAAAAAGGCACGUAUGUUCCCAUUGAAACGUGCAUGAAGACAGAGUUGACUGUCGUGCUGUACUACGACGCUGCCGACGUCGUGGACAAGAUCAAGGACGACACGCUGCGCACGAUCAUCCUCAAGGUGAAGCGGAUGCGCCAGGACGCCAACGUUGUCCUCAUGAUCAACGGCUACCAACAACACUUGCAAACGCUGCGCGCACAACAUAAUAGGGCGUUUGUGAGCCAGGUGAUGCGGAGAAUGGACAACGACAAGACACAGAGGGUGCUGUGCCCUGCCAACAGCACGCUUUCCGCCGAGACGGUGCGCAAAAAGCUGGUCGAGCUAGAGGUAUUUUUUGGAAUCCAUAUCUUCCCCAUCAAGGGUCUACGGGAGCUCGUAGACUGGAUCAGGUCUUUUAGCUAUACCAUCGCGCAAAAGAGCUACGACCCCCGCGAGAGAAACCCGGAGCUGGCAAACAUCGGCAACAUUCGCUGCGGCCAGACGCCCGAAGAGUGCUACCAAGAAUCGCUCAAACAGUUCAAAUACCUAGUUACCUCUUCAGCACGCACACUCGCCAAGAAAUACCCCACGCUCGUGCAGCUUGCUGACAAGCUGCAGACCAGAGCGCCAUCGCUCAUCAGAACCGACGUCGAGCAGAACCUUAGGAAAGUGUUUACGAGCACGGAUCCCAACGAGUUGCUCGACUAG